Messenger RNA from Juglans microcarpa x Juglans regia, 2649 nucleotides. Its product is annotated as wall-associated receptor kinase 2-like. Bases 191 to 2518 code for a protein of 775 amino acids. NCBI's taxonomy places the organism in Eukaryota, Viridiplantae, Streptophyta, Magnoliopsida, Fagales, Juglandaceae. The transcript has 3 exons. The record is from RefSeq and is a predicted model, not a curated record. Gene Ontology annotation, biological process: protein phosphorylation; cell surface receptor signaling pathway. Gene Ontology annotation, molecular function: calcium ion binding; protein serine/threonine kinase activity; ATP binding. Gene Ontology annotation, cellular component: plasma membrane.
GUUGACUAGUUGGCUUGCUAGCUCAGAAAAAGAAAACAAUAAGAAGAAAAAUUAUUGCAUGACUAGUUGAAUGAUGGGUGAUGUCGGCAAAUGGGCAGUAGUAGUUGGCUCCUAUAAAGAUAAGGCCACCAAGUAAGUAGUAUUAGGAACGAACGAAAGAAUAGAUCAGAUUAGAGAGCAAUUAACUAGCAUGCAAGCUAUGUCCUCCUCGCUUCAAACUGUUCUUCUGCAGCAGCAGCAAGAAGCUGCUGCAAAACUCCUGCUUGGGGUAUUUGUAAUUUCUGCAGCAAUAUUUGUACCAACAGCAGCAGUUGAAGUACCCAAUUCCAAUUGCAAUAGAACGUGUGGAUCGCUUGAAAUCCCCUACCCAUUUGGAACAUCCGAAGACUGCUACCUUGACUCAUCUUUUCUCAUUACUUGUAACUUCUCCUCCUCCUCCAACUCUGGGACGAGUGCUCCAACACCAUUUCUGCGCUUAGGCAACAUAAAGGUACUCAAUAUAUCAUUGGAUGGUGAAUUGCGAGUCACAUCUUCUGUAACCCGUGAUUGCCCACAGAAAUCAGACUAUAAUGCCAAUGACAGCUAUAAUGUUCUCGUCCUAAAAGAGUUUCCCAUCUCGUAUACAAAGAAUGUGCUCACCGCAGUCGGUUGCGACACUCUGGCGCUCAUUACAAGUUCAGAGUCUUCAGACAAGAAGUAUAUGACUGGAUGCGUGGCACUCUGUGAAAGCAUGACCGGUAUGGUUAACGAGUCUUGCUCUGGCAUAGGUUGUUGCCAAACUUCUAUCCCAGAUGGAAUAAAUGAUUUUACUGUGACGGUUGGCAGCGUUAACAACCACUCCAAUGUGAGCAAAUUCAGUCCAUGUGGUUUCGCCUUUGUAGUGGAAAAAAAAGAAUACAACUUUUCCACAUUAGAUCUUCAGAAUAUGCAAAAUAAAGAUGCUUUUCCCUUAGUGCUAGAUUGGGCAAUUGGGAACCAGACAUGCGAAGAUGCUAAAAAGAAUAUUACAGGAUAUGCAUGUAAGGCAGCGAAUAGUGAAUGUUACAAUUCCACAAACGGUCCUGGAUAUCGUUGCAACUGCUCCUCGGGCUAUUACGGAAACCCAUAUCUCUCUGGUGGUUGCAAAGAUAUUGAUGAGUGUAAAACUCCAAAUCAUGACUGCGCUGUUAAUGCAUGCGUCAACCUUGUGGGGUCUUACAGCUGUUCUUGCCCCAUGGGGUACCAAGGAGAUGGGUGGAGAAAUGGAAGUAGUUGCACUCCCGUUAUUCCUAAACCAAGCAAUUCUAAGAAUAUCAUCAUUGCACUUUGUAUCAGCAUUAGUCUCCUAGUCUUGCUCUUGGGAGGUUCUUCGGUACUUUUGGGAUUGAAAAGACGGAAGCUCAUAAAACUCCAAGAAAAGUACUUCCAACAAAAUGGUGGCUUGAUGUUACAAGAACAUAUUUUGAAUCAGGGAAGGUCUAUGGAGACAACAAAAAUCUUUACCAAUGAUGAGCUUAAGAAGGCCACCAACAAUUAUGAUGAGAGUAGAGUCCUUGGCAAAGGGGGUUAUGGAACUGUUUACAAAGGUGUAUUACCCGAUAACAAAGAGGUUGCCAUCAAAAAGUCUAAAAUCUGUGAUAAGAGCCAAAUCGAGCAAUUCAUAAAUGAGGUGAUUUUGCUUACCCAAAUUAAUCAUAGAAAUGUAGUUAAGCUAUUAGGUUGUUGUCUUGAAACAGAAGUUCCCUUACUUGUAUAUGAAUUCAUCACAAAUGGGACUCUUUCUGACCAUAUUCAUGAUAUAAGUCGGGCUUCUUCUCUUUCAUGGGAAAAACGUUUGAAGAUAGCAACAGAAACAGCAAGAGCCCUUGCAUACCUGCAUUAUGAAACUUCUAUGCCAAUUAUACAUAGAGAUGUGAAAAGCACAAAUAUAUUGUUAGAUGAUAACCACACAGCAAAAGUGGCUGACUUUGGAGCUUCAAGGUUGAUAGCUCUUGAUCAAACAGAAAUAACUACCUUGGUGCAAGGAACUCGUGGGUACUUAGACCCUGAAUACUUCCAAACUAGCAAGUUAUCAGAAAAAAGUGAUGUGUACAGUUUUGGUGUUGUGUUGGCAGAGCUGUUGACAGGUGAACCGGCAAUUUCUUCCUGUAGGCCUGAAAGUUACAAAAACCUAGCAAUGUUUUUUGUUUCUACAGUUAAAGAAGAUCGUCUGCUUCACAUUCUUGAGGAUCACAUUGUCAAUGAAGGUAAUAUUGAGGCAUUAAAGGAAGUUGCUAAUCUUGCAGAAGGGUGCUUAAGGUUAAGAGGGGAGGAUAGGCCCACUAUGAUGGAGGUGGCAAUGGAGCUUGAAAGAUUGAGAAUUAUGGAAAAGCAUCCAUGGGGAAAGGAUAAUCAAACCACAGAAGAAACAGAAUAUGUGCUUUGUACACCUACAGUCCCUUUCAACAUUGAUAUUGGAGUUGGUUCUUCUGUAAGUGGAGUUAGUGGACCUGAUAGCAUGAUAAACCAAAUCUUGAAACCCCUAGAUGAUGGCCGAUAAGGAGUUAAGUCCACAAUAAUUGAUUUAUAUAAAUCAAUGAGAUCCAUUCAUGAAUUUCUAUAUGCCUAUUAAUGUUGUGUAAUAAUGGUGUAGACUACCUUGUAAGAUUAUUCAGUACGUUUUUCUGGUUC